AUGUUCUCGAUUCCUUUUGGACUUAAAGAUGUCAUCCUCCUCUUCCAAUCCGUCAAUUUCAUUUAUAUAUUUUAUUUGUACACCAUCUAUUAUCAUGCAUUCACUGAGCAUCAAGGCUCCAUUGGUGUCAGCUUAUUAGCAGGGAUUGUGUUCUGUUUAGCCUUUGUCAAGUGUAAUAUGUCAUGUUAUAUGGAAAGCAAGCAAUUUAUUCUCCGGAAAUAUUUAAUUAUUGGCUAUGGAGUAAUGACGGUGAGCGGUGUGAUGGCUCAGUUGUGCACUAUGUGGACGUUUCAGAAAGAUAUCAGUAUCCUCCUCUUCAUCACCUUCUCCUGCAGCAUCGUCUCCUUCACCUCCAUCAUACUUUUCAUCCGCCCAUACUACAAAGACUACAAAAUGAAUCCGAAAAAUGUCUGGCAUAUGGUAUUGGUGUUAUUUGUGACACUAAUUAUUUAUCUGUUGUUCACAGCAACUUUAUUGGAUAUUGUUAGGCUUAGUGUCAGCUAUGAAAAUAUCAGAAGUAUUAUAAUUAUCUCUGGAAUUUUAUCAUUCCUCUGCACCGUCGAGUUUGCCAUGGUUUUCUUUAAUUGGGUAAUUAACCAGGAUGGUGUUAAAUUUCCAAACUUCUGGCUGACCAACUGGCUGGUCUCGAAAAAAAUAAAUGGGUGCUGCUGGAAGAAAUCGUCGGUAUCAACUACACCACAAGUUUAUGUCAUAGAGGAAAGACCACCAAGGAGAGUUGUGAGAAAAUGUAGAAACGACCACGGAGUCAUAUGCAACAUGUGCUCUCUUUACUACAACUUCACUACAGUAACCCCGCGGACGCUGGAAUGCGGACAUACCGUAUGCGAGGGGUGUCUUGCCAAGCAAAUGAUUGUUCAGGAGAAGUGGGUGGUAUGCCCGUUUUGCUUCCAGUGGGUCAAGGUGUUGGGUGUCUUGGAGAAUACUGUAUAA
Messenger RNA from Caenorhabditis remanei, 951 nucleotides. RefSeq lists its product as uncharacterized. Gene Ontology annotation, biological process: protein ubiquitination. Lineage: Eukaryota; Metazoa; Nematoda; Chromadorea; Rhabditida; Rhabditidae. Gene Ontology annotation, molecular function: ubiquitin protein ligase activity. The coding region runs from base 1 to 951 and encodes 316 amino acids. The record is from RefSeq and is a predicted model, not a curated record. The transcript is spliced from 3 exons.